GUCGACCAUCUUUGAAGUAAUUAUUUUCACCAUCGUUCCUAUAGUUUAUUGAGUUUCAGCGCGAUUUAUAAAUAAAUAUUUGUGUUUACGGACGUGAGAUAUGUGUAUUCGCUUUUUGAAUCGAUAAGUAAAUAAGCACACGGCUACAUCGCUUCUGGAAAAUAAUAAAAGUGUCGUAAAAUGGACGAGCAACUGAAGACACAUGAGUAAGCUCCGAAUUACAAGCUUGUGCCAAGGGGUGGUCUGAGUUAUUUGAAAAAUGUUUAUGCUAUAGUCAGUGUAUAUUUCCUGUCGCCCUUCACAUUUGAAUACAUUCCGCAUCUGUGAUUGUCGGCUAAGUUCAUAAAGGCGUAAUAUGAGCCAACUACCUUAAUUCAACUCCCUUCCCACUCUUGUCUUUCCACACAGUGACUAGAGUUAAACCGGCUUAUAUACCGGGGCCUGCUUGUUUGUCACAUAGCGACAGAUUUACCAAAAUAUGUUUUUUCUCAAAGAAAAUAUUACCAGCGCCACUUAAGAGCACAUCUUAAGAUCAAUGUUUGAGAAACGUGAAUAGGUGAAUGUCAAUUUAGAUGCAAUGGUGUUUACAAUGCAGCGAAUGCCACAAUAAUUUCGAAAAUGUGCGCGAAACCCGAACAUUAUUGCCUAAAGUGGAACAAUUAUCAAGAUCAUCUGGCAGAAGUGUUUUUACAUUUACUGCAAGCUCAAUCAUUGGUUGAUGUCACAUUGUGCGCUGAAGGGCAGAAGAUAUAUGCACACAGGAUAGUUCUUUCGGCCUGCAGCCCAUAUUUCCAUGAGCUUCUCUCAGGAGUGGAAGAUGCCCAUCCGAUCAUAAUACUCAGCGAAAUGUGUGUGGAAGACAUCCAGUCAGUCAUAGAAUUCGUUUACAGAGGAGAAUUAAGUGUGACUGCUGAGCGUUUCAGUUCAGUUUUGAAAGUAGCAGAAGAAUUAAGAAUAAGAGGGCUUAUGGAAGUGAGCAACCAUUUGCCCCAGUUUGAUGAUACGUGCCCAGAAAAUGAACAGGAAGUUAUUGUAUGUGACACAGGGGAAGCUUGUGCACCAGAUUCAAGUGAGGCAGCAGUUCAGUCAGUGCCUGCAGAAGAAAGUCCACAGCAAAAUACUUCAACAGAGAAAAAACAAGAGGAAGAGUGUAGGAAAAGAAAACGGAGAAAAGAGAGCAGCAAGAAAGACUACAGUGAUGAAAGCAUGGAGGCAGCAUUGGCAGAAAUUCGAGAUGGGCGCCCUCUUGUUGAGACCGCUGCUGCACACCGCAUACCACGCUCAACUCUGUAUGUACGAGCAUGCGCCAAAGGAAUAGUUCCUACCAUGACGAGGCGUGAACAUUCCGGAGAAAAUGUACAGGCUGCUGUUCGAGCUGUUACAGGUGGAGCAAGCCUGCAACAGGCUGCCGAGCAGUACAAAAUACCAAAGACAGUGCUGUGGCGGCGUGUCCACAAGGAAGGUGCAGGUGUGGUGCUGAGCAGGCGGUCCAAGCUGCACCAGGGCCUGAGUCGGGAGAGGCGCCAGGCAGCCAUACAGGCCCUGGAGCGUGGAGAGAACCUCAACGCUGUGUCCUCUGACUUGCAGAUACCCAAGAAAACGCUGUAUCGUGAGAAGGCCCGCCUGGUUGAAGCAGGUCGCUUACCAUCAAAUUGCAUACGCAAGCGCUCUGGGACAUCGGAUGCAUGUAAGCAGUUGAGGUUAAACGAAGCAGUAGCAGCAUGCCAACAGGGGAAAAUGUCUCAGGCAGCAGCAUCAGUUGCUUACCAGGUUCCGAAAACUGCCAUCUGGAGAAGGUUGCAAGAAGCACAGAAAAUGCCAUCAAAGAACCAUGACCAAACUGCUGAGACUGGAGUUAACACAGCAAUGGAAUCAAUACAAGAGCAACCAGAAUUUUCUUUUCAUGACGUUUCAACACAGAUACCUGUGACAUACAUUGAUGAAUCAGAUUUCCAUGAAACAUCCCUCAUUAUACUAACCACUGACAUGGACAAUGGUGUAGAAUUACAAGAGCAAAAUAAUCUGCUGAUGGAAAGGCAACAGGAAGAGGGGUGUGCCAAGAAAUAGAUAUAGAAGUCUGAGUUAACCAUGAAGAACAGAAGCUGUUGUCUUUUUAUUAAUGUCUACACACAAAAAUGUAUGACUUUAGGAAUAUUUGUAUAGCUUUAAGGUGAUGACUGAGUAAAUACAAAUUUUCUAAUAAUAUUUUGUAACACAAAAAUAUGUAUUUUUCAGUAAUGAAGAUGCAGUUUUCCUUUGUCCUAAUGUUUGUUAGAUCUGUGUCAUUUUAAACAA
Molecule: messenger RNA, 2295 nt
Organism: Schistocerca nitens (vagrant locust)
Lineage: Eukaryota; Metazoa; Arthropoda; Insecta; Orthoptera; Acrididae
Product: protein bric-a-brac 2-like
Exons: 10
Coding region: 619-2067 (482 amino acids)
Biological process (GO): regulation of transcription by RNA polymerase II
Cellular component (GO): nucleus
Molecular function (GO): protein binding; DNA binding
Source: RefSeq, a predicted model, not a curated record